This is a messenger RNA of Staurois parvus, 726 nucleotides long. The record is from the annotation of a GenBank genome assembly. NCBI's taxonomy places the organism in Eukaryota, Metazoa, Chordata, Amphibia, Anura, Ranidae.
AUGGCAGAUUACGAGGAAGGAGAGAGGUGGUCAAAAGGAUCAGAAGACCAUGCUGCAGAAGCAAUGGCUGCUGAUAUGGACCCCUGGAUAAUUUUUGAUGCAAGAAAGACUCCACGUGCUGAGUUUGAAGAGUGGCUAGAAACGUAUCGUCCUUCCAGGGUCUCUCGUUUUGGUAAUCCUGAGGAAGGAUCUGGACCAGUGGGGUGGUUGGCUGUGUAUGGCCCUGGUUAUUGUCCACAGAUUGAAGGUGGAAAAGAACUUCAGGAUGCCUGGGACAAGCUUCAGAGCACAGGACGCAAAAUCAACUAUGAACUUGUGCGAGAACUGGCGCUUAAUUAUGGUGUAAUAUCUGGAAAAUGGCUGAUGCAUUUAGACACAGGCUUUAAAGUUGACCAUGCAUGGCGUGGAAUAGCCACUGCAGUGAUAGAAGGUCGCCUUAGCGUAGCAAAAGUAAGUCCUUAUCAGCCAGAUAGCAAACAUGUUAUAUGUGUGUAUACAAGUGACUUUACAGAUGAGGAAAGCAUCAUGCAAACAGACGCUGUUAUCCGCAGCUCAGGUGUGAAAUGCCUACUAACUUACAAGCCAGAUGUGUACACUUACCUGGGCAUCUAUAGAAACAACCAGUGGCAAAUAUGUCCCACCAUCUAUGAAAGUCGAUAUGAUCUGGAAUGCAUCCCUCGGAGAUCCAGAGUUACUAACAAAAUUACUAACAUAGAAGUGACAUAA